Corythoichthys intestinalis (scribbled pipefish) is the source of this 2879-nucleotide messenger RNA. Its product is annotated as mucin-3B-like. Lineage: Eukaryota; Metazoa; Chordata; Actinopteri; Syngnathiformes; Syngnathidae. The coding region runs from base 1 to 2301 and encodes 766 amino acids. The transcript is spliced from 13 exons. The record is from RefSeq and is a predicted model, not a curated record.
AUGUUCCGGAAACUACCAAUCUGCCAAGUACAGCGACAUCAGACGACACCAGAGUCCGGCGAGACCACCUUCCCAGCAAGCACUGAGGCCUUAGAGACCACUGAAGUUCCGGAAACUACCAAUCUGCCAAGUACAGCGACACCAGAGUCUGGAGAGACCACCUUCCCAGCAAGCACUGAAGCCAUAGAGACCACUGAUGUUCCAGAAACUACCAAUCUGGCAAGUACAGCAACAGCAGAAUCUGGCGAGACCACCUUCCCAGCAAGCACUGAGGCCUUAGAGACCACUGAUGUUCCAGAAACCACAAACCUACCAAGUACAUUAACACCGGAGUCUGGUGAGACCACCGUCCCAGCAAGCACUGAGCCCUUAGAGACCACUGACGUUCCAGAAACUACCAAUCUGGCAAGUACAGCAACACCAGAGGCUGGCAAGACCACCUUCCCAGCAAGCACUGAGGCCUUAGAGACCACUGACAUUCCAAAAACCACCAAUCUGCACAGUACAGCAACACCAGAGUCUGGCGAAACAACCUUAACAGCAAGAACUGAGGCUUUAGUGACCACUGAUGUUCCAAAAACAACCAACCCAUCAAGUACAGCUACACCAGAGGCUGGAGAGACCACCUUCUCACAAAGUACUGGAAAACCUGACACCACCAGCUCAGCUAAUCCAGCAACAACAGAACCUGCCCAUACUAGCAGUUCAGGUACUCUAACGACCACGACCACCAACCCAGCUAGUACAGCGACAACAGAAGCUACCCCAACCACAAUCUCAGCUAGUACAACAGAAACUGCCAAAACAACCAACCCAGCUAGUACACAAACAACAGAAGACUCCCAGACAACCAACCCACCUAGUACAGCAACAACAGUAACUACCGUGACCACCAGCCAAGCUAGUACAGCAACAACAGAAUCUAUCAAGACCACCAACCCAGCAAGUACACAAACAACAGAAGCUGCUAAGACCACUGAACCAGGUCGUACACCAACAACAAACCCUGGUGAGACCACAGUAUCAGGAAACACAACGACACCAGAGACUGGUAACUCCACCAACCCAACAAGCUCAGCAGCAACAACACUCAAGCCGUAUCAUUGCCAAAACGGGGGAACAUUCACUGCAACUGGAUGUCAUUGUGUCAGCGGGUUUCAUGGAAUAUAUUGUCAGUUCCUAGAAGAAAGUGUAAAUCUUGAUGACAUUGAGCUCCCGGUGAAAGUUGGUGUGGUGAUCGACAAGGAAUACAAGCCAGAUUUUGACAACACCAGCUCGGAAGCUUACAUACACUUCGUUGCUGAAUUUGUAAAAAACAUUGAUGCCUUUUACAGACAAACAGACGUAAGAAACUUUAAAGAAGUGAUCGUAACCAGCGUUAGCCGAGCGGUUUCGCAAGGUUUGGUGAAACGUUCGCUUCCUGAAGAUGAGAAGUUGAGAUUACAAUCUGAUGCCACGGCUUUCCAUCGAGUCACGCCAAGACAACAAGGCGUCAAAGUCAGCCACGAUGUGGUUUUGUUGAUUCCCAACAACAACAACACAGGAUUAGAAUAUGUGUAUGAUUACAUUGUUGUUCACAAGGCUUUGGCAACAGUUGUUGACUCCAACACAGAUUUUCCCUACAACGUGACAGAGGAACCAUCUGUGGUUCAGACGAACGUGAGUCUGGAAACACUUUGUGCGUCGCAAAUAAAGGAUCCCGACCUGGCUAGGCACUACAAGGCUGUCUACAACAAUAGCGUCCUGGUGUGCGUGAAUCGAUGCAGCCGUCUAUAUGACGGCGACAAGCUCAUAUGCCAAAACAAUGGCAGUUGCAACGUUUACAGGGACGUCGGCGCCGUUUGCGAAUGCCAGCAUUUGGACUCCACUUGGUACUUGGGCAAAGACUGUUCGCUGCCCAUCCAGCAAACGGCCUUCUACAUCAGUUUGGUCCUCACGCUGGCUUGUCUCCUAGCCACGGUGGCAAGCUUGACCGCGUACGUGAUUAUCAACAAGAAAGCGCAAAUGAGGAAAAAAGACAUGAAAAAGAAAGUGGUGGACAAGUGGUUCAACGACGAAUUUGAGUGGUCGCGAUCCGACAUACCCUCGACAGGACCAUUCGAUACUGGACACACAAACCCAUCGUUCUGCUACGACACGCCACCACCACGCCAGCGUGCCGACUCCAGACAGUCCAAUUCAGCAGUGAGCGUGUUCACAAUAGACGGAACAGAAUUUAGCAGGGACGCCUCGCUAAACCGCCCUCCUUUUCAAGAGAUAAGAAUCCAGAGGCCACAGAUCAGGUCAACGAGUAAUGUCUGAGCGCCACCGCCGUUCCAAAAACAAGCUGUUUUUUCACGGGAAAGAGUCUGACAACCGGAUUGAACUGCACUGAAACUGCCAUCAGGUGGCAGUAAUGAAGAUUUUAACUCAGCCCCACAAAAUGGCGAAGUUACGGAUUAUAUGUCUGUAUUUGCACAGUAUGCGUGUUAGUAGUUAUCAAAUGUGGGUGUGUAAUGAGUGAGUGUUUGAUAAAUGGGCCAAAGUGCAACAGGUCUUUUGGAUGUACAGAGAUGAGGGCUAUAAAACAAUAGAUCCCCGUGACUCAAGUGAUAUCCAAAGUUGUAUGUGUAAAUAGCCAAAACAUAAUUAUUUUACAAUUUAAAUGUUGUUUCAGCUGCUUUGUAUGAUUAAACCAGUGUUCAUAUGUUAGCGGGUCACAAAAGCGGCUCAUUCUUCUGCUUAUUUUCUUAUCACAAAAGCUCAUUUUGUCCACUUUUUCAGCAAAGCAGCCGCAUUCCGCAGGGAAAAAAGCUAAAUAAUUUAAAUGUAUAGCCUAGCAGGCUAGGAAAAAAGAAUGUUUGUUUAUAGCAUCGUGUGCCACAAUGUCUCAGUUUUAA